CCAGCUGAUCGGCCUCGACUCCCGGUGCGGUCCGUCGGACUGUACGCGGCCGUUGGUUUCUUAUAUUUUGUUAAAAUUGCCUCGAAUUUAUGGUAGCGGCCGCUCGUGUCCGCAUCUUACAGUUCUUACGCUGCAUUUUCUGCUCGGGGAUUUCGUUGUAAGGUAUUUUUCAUCAAACUUCGAGCCGAGGAAUUCCCGCACAAGCACUAGGCCGCGAGCGGAUCCCCGAAGUUUCCUGCAGAAACCUGCCGCCUUCACAUCGCCACCAUGGGGGACACAGGAAGCGAGCGCAGCAAGCCGCCUAGUAUUCCUCCCCGCUGCCCUUGUGGAUUUUGGGGGUCCAGCAAAACCAUGAAUCUUUGCUCCAAAUGUUUUGCUGACAUACAGAAGAAGCAGCCAGACGAGGACUGCACUCCAGAACCCGCCCCCAGCUCCAGCAAUAGCCAAUCAGCAGUCUUCUGUAAUGAGACGAGCAGCAGCAGUAGCCAAACCCUGUCCUCCAAGCCAGCCAGCUCCGAGGAGCCCUCGACAGAAGCCACGCCUCUUCCUGCACAGGACGAAGUCUCCAGUACAGACACCGCUCGCGGCACGCUAUCCACUCCUACAAAACGACCCUGCGACUCAGCCUCAGGUUCAGAGAGCGAGUCGUCCCCGGAGAAGCGUGUCCGUGUGGGAGAAGCCUCAUGUUCUGAAGACUCUCCACGGGUUCCCAGGCAGAAGAAUCGUCGGCGGUGCCAUCGCUGCCAAACCAAACUGGAGCUCGUACAACAGGAGCUGGGGUCCUGUCGCUGUGGUUAUGUGUUCUGCAUGUUGCACCGAUUGCCAGAGCAGCACGACUGUAUGUUUGACCAUCUGGGCCGCGGCCGAGAGGAAGCCGUGCUGAAGAUGGUGAAACUGGACCGCAAGGUGGGCCGAACCUGCCAGCGCAUUGGAGAGGAGUGCUCUUGAACACACACACACACACACACACACACACACACACACACACACACACACACCCACACACAUACACACACACACGCAUUUCCACUGAUCACACAUACUCACCCAUUAGUGGCAUCUUUUAUCCUCCAACACAUCUCAGAGGACCCCGCACCCCCCUGCUUGACCUCUGACCUCUGACCUGUGACCCCUCAGCAGCCACACAGGCGAACCCGCACAGCCUUAACUUUCUGUUAUCAGUCCCUCACACGCGCAGGUCAGCAGGUCAGACCCGUUUUUCGGAGAACUGCUCUGGUCUGCGAUCGACUCCAGGGGAAACACAUCGAUCGGUCCAGACUUCUAGGGAUUUUUUCUGCUCCAUCACGCAGACGGAUGAUUACUGAGGGAAGAGGGGUGACCUGGAUCACACGAGUCACCCCCUGUCCCGGGAAAUAAACCUCAGCUCUGUUUUGGCUCUUAUUGGUGUGAGCCACUUCAGAGCCGAGGUCGUUUUACACACAUACACACUCGCUCACACAUAUGCACUUACAGCCGUGUUUUCAUGUGCCGUUCUGGCGAAAUCAAACGGUACCCUUUCAGUUUGGCUUGGGAAAAAUGGCCGCCCACAGCUCAUCUGAGAACUGUAGUUCGUUCAGGUCUGAAUAAACACACUCUGUAACCUCGUACAGCUCCCAUCAGCCCUUGCGUCGUCAUACACUCUGCCUCUUUUAAAAGCAGCUGAAGAUUUCGGCGGCUUUUUUUUUUCUCUCUCAUUCGUUGCUCUCAUUAUUCUCACUAGUUCCUGUACUUCUGCUCAUGCUAGCCUUUCUUUCUGUAUUUUUUUGUCUUUCUUUUCUUUGCUUCCCUUUCAUCAUGGCAUUAUGGAGGGAUGCGUUCAGCUCUGGUGGGAACGAGGAAGGCGGAGUCUCAAUUUAGCCCCCCGACUCCACCCUGCGCUUUUAUUUUAAUUAGAUUUUUUUUGGUUUUACUACUACUUCGGUUUUUGUUUGAGAUUUCCACAUGGAAUGAACUGAAGAUAAGAGAUGAAUAUUGUGUAUCUUAAAAA
Messenger RNA from Danio aesculapii, 1987 nucleotides. RefSeq names its product zinc finger, AN1-type domain 3 (gene zfand3). The transcript is spliced from 6 exons. Bases 268 to 948 code for a protein of 226 amino acids. The record is from RefSeq and is a predicted model, not a curated record. Lineage: Eukaryota; Metazoa; Chordata; Actinopteri; Cypriniformes; Danionidae. Gene Ontology annotation, molecular function: DNA binding; zinc ion binding.